UCCUAUUUCAAGUAUUUUAGGUAGAAAUAUUUACGUAAUUAACACCCACAAAGCAGAACCCCCAAAUAACACACAUGGUUACCUCUUUGAUUCCGCUGAUGAGGUGAUUACGUAGGGCAGAAAAGUUAGCUGGGAAAUGUGAGUUUGGUGACGAGGCUACAACGGUACAGGGAAGUGAACCAUGUUUUGUUUUUUACAAGAACUGAAGUGAUAUCAUUUUGUUCUGGGUCUUUAAUUAUUGGACUAUAAAACUUAUUACUUUGUAUUUUUUUAAUUAAUAUUCCUCGUUAUGUGGGAUUGUUUUACUAGUCACUGAAGAAAACGAAGCUAAGAUUAAUGACAGUAUUAUUCACUUGCUGGUGUCGGCUAGGUUGUGCAUGUGUACCUUAUCAUAUUAUGCGAUAAGCUCUUACGUGUGUGUGUGUGUGUGUGUGUGUGUGUGUGUGUGUGUGUGUUCUCAUUUGACUGCAGAAUGUGAGCAUCAGUGUUUUUUGGGUGUUCCUUGGAAGCGUUGCAUAAUCCCACGCGUGUGUACAGCGUUUUCGUGGAGCAAUAAUAGUACACUCAGUCACGUCCUCUGGGAUGGGAACACCUAUUUACACGACACGUCAUCACAAGAGCUGAUAAUUAUUAAAGUCUGCCCUGAAGGGAGAGAAAACGGGUCAGUCUGUGGCACCAAAGAAAAUAAAGAAUGAUGCGACACCAGUUAAUCUUGGCCUUUCUAUAUUUCGUCAUCGUUCUCGUCAUUUUACCAUUUUUCCUCACUGAAAGAGUAUAUUCUAUAUAUUACCAGGAAGAUUAUGAAAAGUCCAGCUUCACUGACACAAUUAAAAAUGAAUAUCGUUUAAACGGUGCACAACAGUACUUAGAAAAUGUUGACCCCGAAACUUCUCUAACUUUUCACAACUCUAAGUUAUCAGAACCUGUAGAUAAUCUCAUUAUUGUGUUGGCCAAAAAGGCUACGCAUGAAAAAGAUCUAAUAUUAACACAACUGGUGACAGAAGUGGACAAAAAUAUCAGAGCGGAAAAAUUCUAUCGUAACGCCAUGAUGAUCUGUAACACCACUAGGUCCCAUUUUAGAGAACUGGAUCGUUUGGCUCGGUUCUACCCAGUCAGACAAGCACAAAAUACCACGAGAUGGAAGCUUUUUAAUACAGAAGAAGUAAAAAAGCAUGAUUUUGUCGAAUGUGUGAAUCAGGGAAUAAACAGUGUGAACUUUAAAUACCUGACGUUGAUAAGAGAUGUAGUGGUGCCUUACUCUGGGUUCCUGGGGGUUCUGAAUCACCUCGCCAGCAAGAGACUCACCAGAUCCUUAGUGAGGGGAGAUUUAAAGGAGCGUGACACAUCCUGGCUCUUCCUGCACUUGCAAGAGCCUGUACCUUUCCGCCACUACGAGUUUACAGGAGUGUGUGUGCGUGAAAUACUCCUGGUGGCAUGCAGCGGAGCCGUGUUUUUCACUGUGGUAUUUAGGUGGCUGGAGGGCCCCUCACUGCCGAGUUCUGCGAGAAUCAUCUAUGCCCUCUACGGUGUCCUCUACUUUUUAACCUUCGCCCUUGUCAUUGGUCGACCUUAUGUUAACGAAUUUCGUCGGUUUAGUGCUGACAUGUACCUAGUGUAUGAUCCGCCAGAACCCAUCCUUUUCUCAGCUAUAGUUCUGCCUUCAUCCAGCCUGGACGUCCUCCUCCCUCAACUAAACCUGCUCCAGUGCUCCAAAUAUUCACCUUUCCACGAGGUACUCGACCACAUGAUCAGCACAAUAGAGUUGCCGGGGUACGUCGUGUCCCCCAGCCUCUUCAAAUAUGUUGCCAGAACCUGACAAAAUGUUUGGUGUUUUCCUCUGUAUUGUUUCUCAUGUUUCUUAUUCCUUAAGCAAGUUACUCUUUUUAUAUGUUGCAGUCUCAGGUACAGGCAAUUUAUUAUUUUACUGAUUUAUUUAACACAUAAGAAAACUGUACAGCCAGUCGAAUAUUACCUCACUUAACCUGUUCACCAUAUAUUUUAUCAAAUGUUUAUCAUACUCAGUGAUUGAAGAUUCGUAAAGCUCCAAUCACUAGCGAUUUUUCCUUCUGUCUUCAUAUUGAUCUCCGAGGAAAGCCUGUUACCACUACACUGUCUCUUAGUACACGACUUGCCCCCACCGACUUAAAUCAAAAGAAUGUCUUUAUUAAUUUUGUAUCACAAACAAUACUUUAUAAGUCUAUUAUGGUGUAAAAGAUGUGUGUGUGUUUGUUAGUAUGACAGUCUCGUAAGUAGAGAUUAGGGAAGGUGGACCAUAGUUCAGCUUAUCAUUAGAAACUGCUCUUAAGUAGUCUUCCACCUUCGAGUUUGUUAUUUCAAGUUAGAUUCCCAAACCACACAGGAUAGAUAACUUGACGCUGUUGUUUGUUUAGUGUCAGAUUCUUGCAGUUGUAGUUGAGUGAGGAUAAACGCUUGUUCAGUUGACUUAACACUGCUCUAAGGCUUGAGUAAUAGUAAAGGAACAACUACAGGUUCUCCUCAGUAUGAAACAAAAUAUGAUACAUUGAAUUCUCUUACGUAAUUAUGUGUUUGAUAUAUUUAUUAAUAAUUUAAAUAUUUAUUAGUUUAACCCUUUGAAGACGAGUAGUUUGAAAUAUCGUCGUCAAGGAGUUAAUAUUAUACACUGUACAUUCUUUUUGUAAUCAAGGGUGCCAAUUUAUUGUGAUAAUGACAUAACAGAUUAAAUCAAAACAUGGAA
This is a messenger RNA of Homarus americanus (American lobster), 2716 nucleotides long. RefSeq lists its product as uncharacterized. NCBI's taxonomy places the organism in Eukaryota, Metazoa, Arthropoda, Malacostraca, Decapoda, Nephropidae. Gene Ontology annotation, biological process: GPI anchor biosynthetic process. Gene Ontology annotation, cellular component: Golgi membrane. Bases 692 to 1816 code for a protein of 374 amino acids. The record is from RefSeq and is a predicted model, not a curated record. The transcript has 2 exons. Gene Ontology annotation, molecular function: glycosyltransferase activity.